Messenger RNA from Telopea speciosissima, 1283 nucleotides. RefSeq lists its product as uncharacterized. The record is from RefSeq and is a predicted model, not a curated record. Bases 97 to 879 code for a protein of 260 amino acids. The transcript has 2 exons. NCBI's taxonomy places the organism in Eukaryota, Viridiplantae, Streptophyta, Magnoliopsida, Proteales, Proteaceae.
GAAUCUCAUUUGAACACAAAGCCACCUAUCAGCUCCCCUUUCUACCUCUCCCUCUCUCUCUGCCAUGAAAAGCUGACUCGAAAGCAGCUGUUGGAAAUGGCGUUUCUUCUCUCAAAUCUCUCUCCUUCUCUGCUCGUUCAAGCCAAAUCCAAAGAAAAUCUCAUUCACCAAACUUCUCUGACAAAACCCACUCCUUCACCUCCUCUCCUCUCUUCCUCCCCUCUCACCAAACUCGAAACCCCACCCAUUCGCCGUGCGCAGGAUAAGGAUCUCCCUAUUGCACAGGAUAAGCAGAAGGACGAUUUCUACGUUAAUCUCGGCCUUGCUGUGAGGACUCUCAGAGAAGACUUGCCUUUAAUUUUCUCCAAGGACCUCAAUUACGACAUCUACAGAGAUGAUAUAACGUUCAUGGACCCAUUGAACACCUUCACCGGAAUCGACAACUACAAAUUGAUCUUCUGGGCCUUGCGUUUCCAUAGCCGAAUUCUGUUUCGGGAAAUUUCGCUUGAGGUUUAUAGGAUAUGGCAGCCUUCUGAGAACGUUAUACUAAUCAGAUGGAACUUGAGAGGUGUUCCCAGGGUUCCGUGGGAGGCAGAAGGGCAAUUUCAGGGGACUUCGAGGUAUAAAUUGGACAGGAAUGGGAAAAUUUACGAGCACAAAGUCGACAAUUUGGCUUUUAAUUUCCCACAGCCAUUGAGACCGGCUGCAUCGGUAUUGGAUUUGGUUUCUGCCAUCCCGGCUAGCCCCAAUCCGACAUUCUUAUGGGGGCCAACAGAAGCAUACUCGUCAGCAUGGUUGGAGUUUUAUCGGGCAGUGAGGAAUACCUUGUGUAGUGAAGGGUAUUUGCUUAUGCAAGAUGGGUUGGUUACGUGUUCAUAACAGCAGCGGAUUGUUAAGUAUACUCGUUAUCCUGUAUUUUAUGUCUGCUUCAUACUUCAUGUAUCAUAUGCUCUUAUACAGCUCAUUAGUAGUUAGGAACCAAGCUAAUGUACAUAGGCAGGGAUGUUGGAGCAUUCAUGUUCUUGUAUUGUGGAGAAUCUACAAGAAGUGGGUGCAUAUUUGUUGAGUUUUUACAGUUCGGAUGUGCAUCUAUAGGCAUAUUUUGUUAGCACUCAUUGAAAAUCUUUUCUAUAUCCUCUAGUCAUAUAUGUUGUCAAACUUAAAAAUAAGCUUCUUCAUGAUUUCACACUGCUGCUUUGCUUUCAGUAGGGAGGUGAAAGGGAUUCUACUUUAUAUAUUUGAAGAUUCAAGAUGAAUAAGAAAGCAUAGAUUUUCCAGGUCUA